Molecule: messenger RNA, 1373 nt
Organism: Ylistrum balloti
Lineage: Eukaryota; Metazoa; Mollusca; Bivalvia; Pectinida; Pectinidae
Product: spliceosome-associated protein CWC15 homolog
Exons: 7
Coding region: 120-782 (220 amino acids)
Biological process (GO): mRNA cis splicing, via spliceosome
Cellular component (GO): catalytic step 2 spliceosome
Molecular function (GO): RNA binding
Source: RefSeq, a predicted model, not a curated record
GUUGAAUGUUUGAGACCAUAUUUCAAUUUCCGGUCAAAUUACUGGAACAGAAACAUUGUGUAUACGUGCGUCUUGUGUCGGUGAGUUUGGUUUGCUGAACUUUACUCACAAAUUGAAAGAUGACAACUGCGGCACGCCCAACAUUUGAGCCUGCCCGUGGUGGCAGAGGGAAGAAUGAAGGUGAUCUUAGUGCCCUUUCCAAACAGUACUCCAGCAGGGACUUGCCUUCACAUACCAAGCUGAAGUACAGACAGGAAGGACAGGGAACUGUUGAUGAGCUGAGAGGACGUGAUUUCCGUCGUGAUCUUGAAGAUCGUGAGAGGGCAGUACGUGACAAACGAGACAGAAAUAGGGAAUCAGGCAGCAGCAGUAGUAAGCGCCCUCGUUUGGAACAGAUUCCAGCUGCCAACUUGGACGCAGAUGACCCCAUUGAUGACGAUGAUGAUGACGACUCCUCUUCUGAUGAGGAUGACACUGCAGAAUUGAUGGCAGAACUUCAGAAGAUAAAAAAGGAACGGGCCAAUGAGAGAGUGCGAUUAGAUGCUGAAAAGAAAGUUGAAGAGGAGAGAAUCCGAACAGAGAACAUUCUCAAAGGAAACCCUCUUAUGAACCAGGCUGAAGCUAAGGCAGCUGCAGACUUUAAAGUCAAGAGAAGAUGGGAUGAUGAUGUGGUGUUUAAGAACUGUGCCAAAGCUGAAGAAGACAAGAAGAAAGGACUUUUUAUCAAUGACACUUUACGUUCAGAAUUCCAUAAAAAAUUCAUGGAAAAGUAUGUAAAGUAAUUCAUCAUACCAGAAUCUUUCAUUUUGUCAACUUCAUUAGAUGUUUUGAAAUCAUCAGUACAUCUCAUCCCACAUCUGCAAGUAGUAAACGUUCAAUUGAAGAUCUGUGUAUAUUUAUAUACAAGUACAUGUGUUUGACUAUUCUGAAACAGAUGGAAUAGGAGCAAAUACUUAAUUUGGCUGAAGGGAAUCUCUAUCAAUAGAAAGUAUCUGGAAUAAAGCUGCUCUGCAUUAUACCGAAAAUAGAAUAUGAUAAACAAAAGAGUGGAAUAGUCCGGAGGUUAUGCUGUAUGCAAAUUGUACUAACGAAAGCGGUUCUUCAGUUUACAAAUUUUACUAACGAAAGCGGUUCUUCAGUUUACAAAUUGUACUAACGAAAGCGGUUCUUCAGUUUACAAAUUGUCCUAACGAAAGCGGUUCUUCAGUUUACAAAUUGUACUAACGAAAGCGGUUCUUCAGUUUACAAAUUGUCCUAACAAAAGCGGUUCUUCAGUUUACAAAUUGUACUAACGAAAGCGGUUCUUCAGUUUACAAAUUGUCCUAUUGAAAGAAGUUCUUCAGUUUACAAAUUGUCCUAACGAAAGCGGUUCU